GUGAAGUCACUGCUAAAAAUCAGUACGUUCUACUUUUCCUUCUCCGCUUUCAACUUCUCUCUGGCCUCUGCACCCCCACUCAAAGUUUUGAGGGUGAGAGAGAUGGGGUUGAGACCCAGAUUUCUUUUGUGUAAUGAAUAGAGCACUGGAACCUCUUCUUCUGAAAAGAUGGCGAUUCAAAUACAGAAUGAGCAGCAAAUAGAACAACACGAACAAGGCUCUUCAUUAUUGCUGGACGCUCUAUACUGCGAAGAAGAGAGAUGGGUGGAAGAAGGGGAAGUUUUACAAGGGGAGAGUGAGAGUGAGACAUAUGGCAGCCAAAACAAUGAUGUCAAUAAACCUUCUCUUUUUCCUUUGCACUUGUCGGAGCAAGAUUUGUUCUGGGAAGAUGAAGAGCUUCUUUCUCUGUUCUCCAAAGAACAGAAACAAGCUCAUCUUGAUUACAGCAUUGUAGAAACAGACUCUGGUACUAUCUCUGUAGCUCGUCGUGAGGCUGUGGAAUGGAUGCUCAAAGUCCAUGUUUAUUAUGGGUUCUCAAUACCCACAGCAAUCCUAGCCAUUAACUAUCUCGAUAGGUUCCUCGCAAGCCUCCAUAUUCAGAGAGAUAAGCCAUGCAUGAUCCAACUUGUGGCUGUGGCUUGUCUCUCUUUGGCUGCAAAAGUGGAAGAGACCCAAGUGCCACUUCUCUUGGACCUCCAAGUGGAGGGCGCAAAGUAUGUGUUUGAGGCUAAAAUUAUUCAGAGAAUGGAGCUUCUGGUGCUCGCCACACUUCAGUGGAAGAUGCAACCGGUGACCCCACUCUCAUUUAUUGACCACAUCAUAAGGAGGGUUGGAUUGAAGACCCAUCUCCACGUGGAUUUCCUCAGGCGUUGUGAGCGUCUCCUUCUCUCUGUGGUCUCCGGUUCAAGAUUCGUCGGUUAUCUUCCUUCUGUAUUGGCCACUGCCACUAUGAUGCACGUUCUCUACGAAGUUGAGCCUUGUAAUCACAUAGAAUACGAAAACCAGCUUCUGAGCGUCCUUGAAAUAAGCAAGGAAAAAGUGAAUGACUGUUAUACUCUCAUCGCUGAGCUACCAAAGGCCGAUAAUUGCGACCAUUACAACCUUCACAAGCGCAAGUAUGGGCAAAUUCCUUGCAGCCCAAAUGGUGUAAUUGAUGCUGGCUUUAGCUCCGAUGGCUCCAACGAUUAUUGGGCCGUGGGGUCCUCGGUUUAUUCAUCACCGGAGCCUCUGUUUAAGAAGAGCAGAGCCAAUGAACAGCAAUUGAAAUUUUCACCAUUCAGCCGGGUCUCUGUGGGCAUUGUUGGCAGCUCUCCGUAAUCUCUCCGCCCUCCCCCACCCCAAAAAAAAAGUCAAUAUCUUAUUAUAUAGAUAAUCUCUCUUUUGAUGCAAGUUGAUGUGCGUGCGUUCCGGGGUCCAUCUCGGCACUUCCAAAAAAAUGUCAGGCCAGCAUUCACGUCUUGGAGAGGGAACACAUGCCGUUGUGGAGAAGAGACGAGUGAAAUUGAAGAGUGUAUAUUGGAGUCUUCUCCUCUAUAUGUUUCUGGCACUCUUUCCUCCAUCUACAGGCCUCUAUAGACAGUUUAUCUGGACAUGUUAAAUCAUCGUAAUUUAUAAUAAAUUCAGAACUAUUUUCCUUGCUUUGUAUAUAUAAUAUGGUGAUCUGUUCACUU
Molecule: messenger RNA, 1670 nt
Organism: Juglans regia (Persian walnut)
Lineage: Eukaryota; Viridiplantae; Streptophyta; Magnoliopsida; Fagales; Juglandaceae
Product: cyclin-D3-1-like
Exons: 4
Coding region: 169-1317 (382 amino acids)
Biological process (GO): mitotic cell cycle phase transition; regulation of cyclin-dependent protein serine/threonine kinase activity
Cellular component (GO): cyclin-dependent protein kinase holoenzyme complex; nucleus; cytoplasm
Molecular function (GO): cyclin-dependent protein serine/threonine kinase regulator activity
Source: RefSeq, a predicted model, not a curated record